Molecule: messenger RNA, 489 nt
Organism: Salvelinus sp. IW2-2015
Lineage: Eukaryota; Metazoa; Chordata; Actinopteri; Salmoniformes; Salmonidae
Source: RefSeq, a predicted model, not a curated record
UCAGAUGCCCAAUCACACACUUCAGAUAGUCGAGAGUUACAAAGGCACUGGACUCUCUCCUUUCGUUUACUCCCAGAAUGCACUCUCCCUCACUGUAGAGGGGGACCUAUAUGCUGCGGCUCCUUUAUACAGCGAUGGGAGCUCACUACAGUUCAGAAGGAAAGCUGGCAACAGAACCAAUGUAUGGAUGUAUGACAAGUGGGUGACCGAGCCCACCUUCAUCUCCACCUGCUACGUGAGACGUAAGGAGGAGCCGGACAAUGAGAAGAUAUAUGUCUUCUUCAGGGAGAAGAACUCUGACAGCAGCCCUGAAGCGGAUCACUGGAUCUCUAGAGUAGCACAAGUCUGUAAGGUAAGAUGGUGGGAUAGAGAGACAGUCUGUUAGAUUGUGGGAUAGAGACAGUCUGUUAGAUGGUGGGAUAGAGACAGUCUGUUAGAUGGUGGGAUAGAGAGACAGUCUGUUAGAUGGUGGGAUAGAGACAGUCUGUU